Molecule: messenger RNA, 4250 nt
Organism: Diorhabda sublineata
Lineage: Eukaryota; Metazoa; Arthropoda; Insecta; Coleoptera; Chrysomelidae
Gene: Tmf
Product: TATA element modulatory factor
Exons: 11
Coding region: 197-3859 (1220 amino acids)
Cellular component (GO): Golgi apparatus; endoplasmic reticulum
Source: RefSeq, a predicted model, not a curated record
UCAGCAGUUUAAAUGUCGUACUUGUCAUUUUACGUCAACAAAUUUUUGUCAACAUGUCAAGUGAUAUAUUGUAAAGUGUUUAAAAGUAUAUGAUAAGAAAAUAUCGCAUACCACAUAAAACUUUAAAGCAUAAAUGUUACUUAAAUAAUGUAUAUUUUAUCGUUUUAUAUUUAUUCGUUAAAGAAUAUGAAUCAAAAUGAGUUGGUUUGAUGCAGCAGGUCUAGCAAACAUUGCAAAGUCAGCUCUUAAAGAAGCUCAAAAAACUAUAGAUAAAGCUUUAGAUAUUAAGGACGAUGAAUCUAUUCUAACUCCUGCAAAUACGCCCAUAGAUCCACUUUCAGAUGACUUCUUUGGUAACUGGGGUUUGGCACAACCAAGUACCAGUCAGGAUAAGAAAAAUCAAACAGCCGUUCAUCCAAAACAAAUCAAUGUGUCGAACAGUAUUUGGGGAUCAUUUACAGGAUCUUUUUUUGAAAAUAAUCAGGAUGGAAAUAAAUCACCUUCGAUUACCAGCCUGGAUGAUACUCUGGACGGUAUAGAAACGUUUAGUCGAAGUAAGCUUGUUGUACAAAAUAUAGAAGAAGUAGAUAAUCAUAUUUCUGAUAUUGUUGAGGGAGAAAAAGGUGAAAAUACCCCUGAUCAAGAUGAAAUUAUUACAGUUGAUACUGAUUUGGAUAAUCAAAAUAAUACAAAUACAGUUAAAAGAAGGGAGAAACAGACCACUUCACAAAGCAACAGGCUCUCAGUACUCAGUGCUGAAAGUGGUAAAAAUAGUUCCGAGAGUGCUGAUAUUAUAACUUGUAGUACAGAAUGUACAAGUCCAGAUUCAGAAAUGUUGUCAGCCGGCCAUUCCAUCUCUACAUCAAGUUCUGCAUUAGGUCUUCAGCCCACAUCAGACUCCGUGGAAGUAUUGGGCGAUAGUUUAACUAGUCCAAGUUCUGUGGAAGUGAUCGGUACUGAUAGUACUAAUAGUAGAAGACAGUCCGAUUACACAGAUGAAGUUAUUUCACCAUUGUCAGAAGAUGAAAAAAGCAGUUCUGUUGAUAAAUUAUCACCGGAUAGUGUUGAAGUAAUUCCAGAAGAUCAGGAUGAGAAUAGUAUUGCUGAAGAUACAAUGUCAUAUACAUCAGUAUCAGAAAGUACAUCUGCAACUGUAUUAGAUUCUGCUUUUAACCCCCAUCUAAAACCCCAGAAGAUGUUAAAAGAUACAUUCGGUCUACCGGAAACUGUAAAUGAAAUUAACACAGAUUCAGAUAAAAAAUAUCCUCUUGUAGAUGCUAUUACAAGGGCUCCUGCUAGAAGUACCAUGCAGUUGCCAUUGACACAGGUUUUGAUAGAUACCCAACCACAGAGUAUCAAACAAGAUUUAACUAAUAUUUUACAAAAAACUAAUAUUAUAGAUAUUCCAGUUGAGGUAGAAGAACAUAGCAUAACAGAAAAUCCAAUUGAUAGUUAUAUACAAGAUGAUAGUUCACAAUCAGAUAAAACUAUAACCGGAAGUGAUAAUAUCAUGGAAAGUAGUAGCGAUACUAGUACAGCGACUGAGACAAGUAGCAAUUCGACUUAUUUAAAAAAUUUAUUAGCAGAUGCAAUGACAGAGAAAAGUGUAUCUAACGAACCAAAGAUGAUAAUGGAUUCUAGUCAAAAAAGUCUCACUUUGUCACAGGUAGAACUGAUUCCUAGGGAGAAUUCACCGAUUAGUUCAGAAAGUCGAUCGGAUCUCGUUAAAAUAGGAUCAGAUCACACAUCAGGGGAUGAAUUAGAAACAACAACAUCUUCCGAUAUAGAAAUAAUAUCAAGUCCUAACGGCGACUCGAGUAGUACCCAAAGUAGACAGAGUCCCGCUAAACAGAUUUGUACAAGAGCUAAAAUGGAAACUGAGGGAUUAGGCAAACUGACUAUAAAGAAAAUAAAAUGUCAUAAUCGAGAAUUAUCGGAAGCUUCUAGUAUAAGCGACGAACUACAUCCCCCGGAAGUGGAUAAGCUCUUAAAAAAAAUAACCGAAAUAACUGAAAUAUUAGAAUCUAGAGAAUCUAAACUCAUAGAUGUGAAUCGUCGAAAUGCCGAAUUACAAGAAGUAAAUAACAGUUUGAAGGUUCAAUUGGAUACCAUAAUAAGUAAGCAGUUGGAAAGUGCUGAUUUAUCGCAGGUCACUGAGGAAUACACCCAAAGGAUGUCUGCGUUAGAAAAGAAAUUCCAGCAGGCGAUCAGGGAGAAAGAUAAUUUAAGAAAGCAAUUAGAACAGACGAAAGUGGAAUCGGCAACUAGAAUCAGCAAAGGUGAAUUUGAAAGCCUAUUAUCAGAGAAAGAAGGGGUUAUAAAAGAAUUGAUGCAGGAAGGUGAAAAAUUAUCUAAACAGCAGCUGCAACAUUCUAAUAUUAUCAAAAAAUUGAGAGUUAAAGAAAAAGAAAACGAAAAUACAAUAAAACAUCUCAAGGAAAACGUGGAAAGUCUUACAACAGAAUCGGAUCGUCUUAAAAAAUCUCUAGCAGCGAAAGAUGAAGUUGAAAGGACGCAAAUAGAAGCUAUCAAUCAGUUAACGUCAAAAAAUAAAAAAUUAGAAAACGAAGUUAAUAAAUUGAAAGGACAAUUGGACGAUUUAACCCAAAAAUAUGAUACUGUUAAAAAAUCACUAGAAGCGGCUAAAAAAGAACUCCAAGAAAAAAUUAAAACUAGUUCCGAAUUACAAAUGCGUGAACAGCUGCUGAAUACUUUGGAAAAUCAAAAGAAAAUGACCGAAUCGCAAAAUUCCGAACUGGUGGAUCAAUUAGAAGAUUUAAGGCAAACGUUAAGGCGAUAUGAAGAAGAUAACGUGAAAAACGAGGAAAAAUUCAGGGAAGAUAAAAAUAAAUUGAUGAGAAAAUUGGAAGAAGCCGAAGCCCGAAAUGAAGAACUAUCACAAUCAGUAUCUGAAGUUAGCAAACCCUUAAUACGUCAAUUGGAAUCGUUACAGGCGACGCAUUCAUUGAAAUUAGCUUCAUUUGAAAAAAUUGAAGAGGAACUCACAUUAAAAAUUACCGAGCUACAAACAAAAUUACAAACCGCGACUAACAAUGAAAGAAUCAUCAAAGAUGACUGUAUCCAAUUAAGGUCGAAAUUUUCGGAUAUGGAAAGCGAACUUAACAGCUUACGCCACAAAUUGGAACUUUCCCAAAUGGAAUUGCAACAACAAAAAACUGAAAGAUUCGUUAACGAACAAGAAUUGAAUAAUAAAAUCGAAAAAUUGAAUAUUUCAUUGAAAAAAUGUAAAGAAACAAUUAGUGAAAAGGAAAACGAACUUUGUAAUUUGCAGCAACACUUUAAUGCGGAAAGAGCUGCUUUCGAAUUGGAAAAGAGACAAAUUAUGUCACAGGAACGACUACCAACCGAAAAUCAAGUAACUAGGUCUUCUAAUGGCGGUAGUAAUUCACCUACUUUAAGUUUAGGAAAAGUUUCCGUAUCUGAUUCCAUGACUGGUUCGUUUUGGUCCCAGGACGAACCGUUCGAAGUUACUGCUACCCCCCGUUACACGAACAUGUUCGAGAUGCAAAUGCUACAAACAAGUUUGAAACAACGAGACGGAGAAGUGCAACAACUACAGUGGGAAUUGAAUCGACGAGAACAAGAACGCAACCUCCUCAAUAACGAAAUAUCUAAUUUAUUAACGAAAGUAGAAAAUUUGGAAGGUAAAGUAACCGAAUUCGACAGCCUAAAAAUAAAAUUCGACGAAUUGGAACAACAAUAUGAUACGUUGUGUCAACUGUAUGGGGAAAAAGUUGAGCAAAACGAAGAAUUGAAAUUGGAUUUGGAGGAUGUCAAGGAUAUGUAUAAGAGUCAAAUCGAUGAAUUAUUGAGACAGCAAAGAGAACGUGCUAAAUAGGUUUUAUUUUAUUUAUGAAAAAGGAAACUAAAGACUUAUAAUCCAUAAGGAAUUAGUUAUUGAUUAGGGGGGUAUUCUGGUCUAGAAGACUAAAUUUUAGGCAUUUUGAAACUAACGUGAAAAAAUGUUUACUAUCCAUUUUUUUAUAAGAUAUUUAUUGACUUAUUAAGAAAAUAAAAAUAAAAAUAUCUCAAUUCUUGGAAUAAAAUUAUUCACCUACCAGUAGGGAAACUCACGAUUCGACUAAUUUAGCAACUAGAAAGUUUAAUAGAAAGUAAAUGUACAAAAUGUGAUUAUAAAUUGAUAAUCCAACUCAUUUUCCACAUAAUUAUGGGACAAAAAGAAAAAUCCUGAAGUUUUUUGAAUAAAAUUAUUCACCUACCAGUAGGGA